GGCUGCCAUUCGCGCCAGUUACUCGGUGGCAGUGGCACGUUACAGCACGGCGGCAUUUACUCAUCGCUGGUACGGCGCGUGAACCGUACAAGUGUUUGCCCGGUUUUCGCUCUCUGGUCCCCCACACCGCCUCCCUCACUUAACCGUAUCAUAAUAGCCCUGCCCAGUGCAGUGAUAGUGGAGCAGAAGUUCGCAAGCGGUUCCUUCACGCCAAAAGCGAGGCAUCCGGCCGCCUUACUGGAUUACGGAACGAAGAAAAAUCAAUAAUUUAAUGUGGACCUGCUGCAGGCAGCCAAGGGGUGAAAACGUAGCUACCAGAAGACACCAGACUCUAGAGGCUCGGCAGUAGGAAAACUGUUCGACUCUUCAGUUCAACCACGACUAGAGGCUGUUCCGUGCAGUGUGGGAAUACGGAGGCACAAGAAAUUAACGGGAGAGCUGUCUGUCCGAUUUUUAUCACUUCAUUGUCCCCAUCACUCGGCGGCAGUCGUGGCCGGAAGAAAGUGUGAAUGUGCGUUCUGUAACUGUUAUCGGUGUGGACGCGUUAAUUGUGAUCUUGAGCCGCAGUACAAUACGCUGACUUUCAGAUUCGCGUGGCACGCUGGCAUGUGGACAUGCGAAAAUAAAAAUCAAUAACAAGUAACCGAAUAGUACGCGGACAACGGCGGCAAUUUGAUAAUAUUUUUUGCGGUAAUAUCGUACGGUUGUGAAAUCUUUGUAAUAGAACCACGGCGCUUGUCGAAUGUCGAACGAACCGAGCGGCAAGAGUGAGGAGGGGCGAGUACCGGCACUAACCCCAGCGGCACCAGCAUUGGAUCAUAAUGUUCCCAAGAAAGUCACCAGCGUCAUCCCGAAGCACAGACAGAAACUGUUGAAAUGGAAUGGCUGGGGAUACAAAGAUUCGCGCUUCUUGUAUCAGGAUGGAACGAUCGUCUUCACUGGUGAUAGGUAUCCCAUCGGCGGUAAGGUAUCGUUGCCACACUUCCACGACUACGUGAUUGAAAACUUCAAUGUGGAUCUGUCGGACAAACGGGAAGGUGUGUCGAUACCGAACGACUUUCCUGCACCGGUACCGUGCCAACAGUUCCUAGUGGAGGUGCAGGGCGCUGGUGUGGACUGCACGCAGCACGGUGAGGAUCGUUUGAUUCGCUGCCAUGGCCAAACAUUGCACGACGUGCACAUGUUGCGCACCGGUACUUUCAAACGUAUCCCGGACAUGGUGCUCUUUCCGACCUGCCAUCAGCAAGUGGUCAAGAUUGUGCUCUUAGCCAACAAGCAUAACGUGGUGCUAAUACCGUACGGCGGUGGAACGUCAGUGUCCGGUUCGGUGACAUGUCCGGAGGAAGAGCGGCGCCCAAUUGCCGCCCUCGAUACCACCCAAAUGAACCGGAUGAUGUGGAUCGAUCGGCAGAACUUGGUUGCAUGCUUCGAGGCCGGUAUUGUCGGCCAGGAUUUGGAGCGAGAGAUGCGCCAGCUCGGUUUCACCGUUGGCCACGAACCGGACAGCUACGAGUUCUCGACGCUCGGUGGCUGGGUAGCAACGCGGGCGUCCGGUAUGAAGAAGAACGUGUACGGUAACAUCGAGGAUCUGGUUGUGCGCGUGAAGAUGGUAACGGGACGGGGGGAAGUGCUGGAACGAGGAAUUUCGGUACCGCGGAUUUCCUGUGGACCCGACUUCAAUCACAUCGUGCUCGGUUCCGAAGGAACACUCGGUGUCAUCACGGAGGUCGUCAUCAAAAUCCGUCCACUGCCGGAGGUGAAGCGAUACGGUUCGCUUGUCUUUCCCAACUUUGCCUCGGGCGUUCGGUGCCUGCGAGAGGUGGCCAAGGAACGGCUGCAACCAGCCAGCAUACGGUUGAUCGACAAUGAACAGUUCGUGUUCGGUCAGGCACUCAAGAUCCCCGGUGGUGCGUUUGCCCGAGUCGGCGAGCUGCUGAAGAAAGCGUACAUCACGCGCUGGAAGCGUAUGGAGCUGGACAAGAUCGCGAUAGCCACGCUGCUGUUCGAAGGACACGAGGGCCAUGUGCGACAAAAUGAGGAAAAAAUCUUUGCCAUCGCCAAGCGCCACGGUGGCUUCUCGGCCGGUAGCAGUAACGGCGAAAAGGGCUACAUCCUAACCUUCGUCAUCGCUUACAUCAGGGACUUGGCGCUGGAUUACAGUAUCGUGGCUGAAUCGUUCGAAACGUCCGUACCAUGGGAUCGUUGUGAGUCGCUGUGCGUCAAUGUGAAAAGCUGCGUCCGUAAGGAAUGUGCCAAACACAAUAUUCAACACUACCUCAUCUCUUGUCGGGUGACGCAAACGUACGAUGCCGGGGCCUGCGUGUACUUUUACUUCGGCUUUAACCACGCCGGCUUCAUGAAUCCGGUCACGAUCUACGAGGAGAUUGAAAACAAGGCCCGUGAUGAAAUACUGGCAUCGGGGGGCUCGAUCUCACAUCACCAUGGUGUCGGUAAGAUCCGGUCGCGCUGGUAUCCUCAGAGCGUCUCGGAAGCCGGUGUCCAGCUGUACAAAGCGACCAAGCGCGAGCUUGAUCCGAACAACAUUUUUGCCGCCGGAAACCUCAUUCCCAGGGAGCUGCAGGACGCUGACACUGCCACGACGCCCAGCAUAAAGGCCAAGCUGUAGAAUGGUCGCAGCGUGUGCCGUUAUAUGGUUGUUCCCAUUUUUCGCUGCUCUGCUGCUUGGCUUCAACAAAUCCCGGCAUAAAAAAAACAUUACAAACAUUCCAGUCACCCCCGCGCCCCAUUCUCCUUAUGCAUUUGCGUGCGUGUUAACCCGCUUUGUUAAGGAAGUUUUAGCUACCAAACGAACUAACAUUUGUUACUAGUGAACUUCAAUGUGCGGUUUAUUUUAAUAGAACAAUUUUUUGGGGACUGUUUCCUUUUUUGUUGCAAUACUAGACAGGUUUUUUUGUAAUAUCGAAUAAGGGAAAUUGAAAUAAAAAUGAAUAA
Anopheles aquasalis is the source of this 2952-nucleotide messenger RNA. RefSeq names its product alkyldihydroxyacetonephosphate synthase (gene Agps). Gene Ontology annotation, molecular function: alkylglycerone-phosphate synthase activity; FAD binding. Gene Ontology annotation, cellular component: peroxisome. The record is from RefSeq and is a predicted model, not a curated record. Gene Ontology annotation, biological process: lipid biosynthetic process. Lineage: Eukaryota; Metazoa; Arthropoda; Insecta; Diptera; Culicidae.